Messenger RNA from Melospiza georgiana, 1005 nucleotides. RefSeq names its product mediator complex subunit 30 (gene MED30). The transcript has 5 exons. Bases 135 to 674 code for a protein of 179 amino acids. The record is from RefSeq and is a predicted model, not a curated record. Gene Ontology annotation, molecular function: transcription coregulator activity. Lineage: Eukaryota; Metazoa; Chordata; Aves; Passeriformes; Passerellidae. Gene Ontology annotation, cellular component: mediator complex. Gene Ontology annotation, biological process: positive regulation of DNA-templated transcription.
GCCCGAGUGCGGCGGGACCGGUGCGUCCGGAGCAGCUGCCGGGCGGAGCCGGGCCGGGGAACGCUGCGAGGCCGGGGCACCGCUUCGCCCCGGGAGCCGGUGGCUUGCCCUGGUGUGACGGGUCGAGGCGGGAGAUGUCGACUCCCCCCCUGGCCGGGGCAGGGAUGCCGCCGGGCGCCUUCUCCGGGACCCAGGCUCAGGCUGCCCGCGAGGUGAACACGGCUUCGCUCUGCCGCAUCGGCCAGGAGACCGUGCAGGACAUCGUCUUCCGAACCAUGGAAAUAUUCCAGCUACUGAGGAACAUGCAGUUACCAAAUGGUGUUACGUAUCAUACUGCAACAUAUCAAGACAGACUGGCAAAGCUGCAGGAACAUCUCCGCCAGCUAUCAAUACUCUUCAGAAAACUGAGAUUAGUCUAUGACAAAUGUAAUGAAAACUGUGCUGGGCUCGAUCCUGUUCCCAUAGAACAACUUAUUCCAUAUGUUGAAGAAGAUGGCUCCAAGCAUGAUGAUCGUGGUGCUGCAAGUCAGCUUCGUUUUGCUAGCGAAGAGAGAAGGGAAAUCAUGGAAGUUAAUAAGAAACUGAAACAGAAGAAUCAGCAGCUGAAGCAGAUCAUGGAUCAGUUACGAAAUCUUAUUUGGGACAUAAAUGCCAUGUUGGCAAUGAGGAACUGAACAAGGAAAAUCAAUCUUUGUAACUGAAGAAGAUACAAAUCUGUUUGGAUAUACUUAACUUCCUUCUAAGAAGUAACACAUUUUUCCACAAUUAUAUUACAGUAAUGUUUGAAAAGUCUCAAAGAUUAAAAUGUUGGGUUGUUUUCUAGUAAUGUAAAUGGUUUUGGGUUUGUUUUUAUAGAAGAUUCAUUGUGUAAGUUUUACCUCUGUGAUUCUGCUUACAGCCUCAGUAAUUUACUGUAGUAGUUUGGAUUCCUAUGCAGAAAGGGAUUUUAUAAAUUAAGUGUUUCUGGAUUUUCUUUCUAGUACAAUUAAAAAUUAUAAAAACAUA